GGUGUGGUGUCCCUGGUCUUCCACGUUGGCCCGGCCUGGCCCAGGCAGUUGGAGGCGGAGCUGAGUGCGGAGCUGGAGGCGGCCAGGGUCGACUUCCACUGGGGCGACGGGGUCUCGUUCACUGACUCUGCCGUGGCAGGUCGUGGAUCGGCCGCUGGGGUGCACUACGGCGCUGGCGGGCUAGACGGUAGGCUCGUCGGCUCCCUCGUCGAGUGCGGUGAGCUUGCGGCCGUGUCGCCCGACUUCGACGUCCGCGAGGUGGAGCUGAGUCUCAACAACGGCGGUUUGGAGGGGAUCCGUUUCUCGUGUUCGGUCGACGUGUGGCCGCGAGGGGUCCCCGCUCUGGACAGUGUGCUCUACACUUUCGCGCCGCUCAUGCCCGCCAGGGUCGACGAGCUGUCGGCAGAGGCGGACCAGGUGAUCAACCUGGAGCGGGCUCACCGCGGCUUCCCGCUGGAGGGCGAGGCGGCCCGAGCACCAGGAGCCAUCGCCGUGGAGGGGACGCCCGUGCCCGCCAUGGGCCCUGCGCCUGGGGCCACCCGUUUCGCCCCGACAGGCGGGGUGUGGGUCGUCGCGGAGCCGCUCGGGGGCCACGACAUCGGCGAGGAGUCCCCGCUGCCUGCGGAGGCUGUGGGGCUAAGGUCCCGCGGCCUCGAGGAGAUCGACGGGGGCGUCGCCGUGCUCGAGCAGCUGAGUGUGGGGGCUGACCUCACUCGCUGGGGCCUGGCGCAGAGCAGCUCUCUCUGUGAUGACCCGAGUAUCCUGGCGCGGUCCCCGACGGAGCGGACCCUGGUCGACGCCGCGCGCCCAUUGACAGCGUGCCCAUGGGAGGAGGACGCGGUCCUCCGAGGGGCGGUGCUGCUCGUGGCGGCGGUGGACGGGGUUAACGUGAAGAACCUUAUCGAUGGCGAGCUCCUCCUGAGGCUGAUCCCCGAGCAUGGGGAGGCCGCGGCAGGGAAUCUCGAGUCGCAGGGCUACGAGGUGUCGGACUGCUACCUGGGGAUCGACGAGCGUUCGGGGGGGGCCCAGACGGUGUCUUCGCUCUGGGCCCACGCCGCCACCGAGCUCAGCGUAGAGGCAGUGAUUCUGAAGGAGAAGCGGAAGGCAUCGGAGGCCAGGGGAGCGGGCGUCACGGUCGUGACCGCCAAGCGUCCUGGCACCGGUACGGGGAGGAAGGCCCGGUUGCACUUCAAGCGCUGGAACGCCGUCCAGUCGGCGGCGCAGGAGGCGGUCGACGGCCUGAACUUGCUCUUUGGGUGCGACCCGCAGGAGCUGUUGGUGCCGACGCAGCGUGACGGGGCUGAGGCUGUGGGCGGCUGCAGCCCUGUGCAUAGCGCCAUUCACCAGCACCUGUUCUCCACCAUCGCUUCGGGCAUGCCCGACCAUGUACAAAGUGACCACGCCUCUUUUCGUGAGUUGGCUGGAGUGAAUGCAGAUUACGAGAUGCUUGCAUGCGCGGUCGAGCCCUAUGACCCGACGAAGGUGUCCCUGCCAGAGGGGCAGGUGUCGCCCGUCGUCUUGACUGAUCUUGUCUCCCCCGAGCUCGGCCGUAGCCUCGACCUUGACAACGUCCUGGCCGAUGCCGACGUGGCCGAGCAUCGUCUUCGCCACGAGCCCGUCGGGUCCUACACGGACGCCCGAAUCAGAGGUGGAUCGAUCUCUGGGAAGACUCUGGAGCGCCUCCUGGGCCACUACGUCGUCGAAGCCCUCAACCAGCGGCCCGCGCUGUCGGUCCUGCGGGCCUCCUACGUCUUCAUUCGGGAUUGUUACUGGACACCGAGGCCCCUGUGGGACCCUGUCUGCCGUGAGCUCCUGGUCUGCUCCAGCCAGGCCCCCCUGCCCUCGGGCAACUUUGGACGUCCCUGGUCUACUUCAGUGCUGGCGACUGACGCCUCGGGGAGUGGGUGGGGCGUGAUGGAGGCUGGCUUCGACAGUAAGGAGGUGAAGGAGAUCGGGGGGUGGAACGAGCGCUGGAGGUACGAGCGUCUGCCCCCGCUGGGGUACAGGCUUGAGGAGCCAAUCGGUAACAGGGAGGGUAGGGCCGUCAUCAAAGGUAUGAGUCUUAAGCUCCUGGGCCCCUGCCAGCACCACAAGAGGCACCUCGUCCUUGUCGACAACUUCGGCGUAUCCUUGUGUUUCUCAGGGGGGCGCGCGGCCUCCGCCGGGCUCCUGCAACUGGUCCGCCGCCUGGCUGCCCUCUCGAUUGCCGCGGGCGCAUGGGUGGCGCUCCGCUGGAUUCCAAGCGAGUACAACCCCGCCGACGAGCCGCCCCGCCUCUUCGAGAAGCUCAAAGAGGCGCGGGCGAGGCUGUAUGAGGUGCCCGCGGUGGGAGCGGAGCUUGACGGCCCGCCAAGCAGCAGCCGGGCCAUCGACUUCCUGCGGGGCCGCCGGGGCCCGACGGGAGGGCGGGCGCGCGGGCCGCUCCGCCAGCGUCUUGGGCGGCAGGCCGCGAACGGGGAACUCGGCGCCUGCGAGCCCGCGACGGUCGGCGUCAGUGGCUUGGCCGCCUACCAGUGCUUCGAGAACAUGUCCCGCGAGUGGCGGCGGCACCGCGGCAGAACCACCGACAACCUCGACGCGAUCGAGGUGAGCCUGCUCGACUACCUGAAGGAGCUACUAGCCGUCAACGUGAAGCUCAAGCACGCCGAGAAGACGGGGUGCGGCUUGCUGCGCAGCACGCUCUCGGCAGAGGUGCGGCCGCUGCCGUCCGGGGUGAAGUCGGGCAUCUGCGCCCGCCUGGUCUACGACGGCGCGUGGUCCACGGCCGUCCACAGCAGGGAACGCUGGGAGGGGAGGCGCGCCCCAGGCAGCGUCACGAGCCACGGGGCCCCCGAGCUCGCGUCCGUACUCUGCCCAGGGGCCGGUCAA
Messenger RNA from Prorocentrum cordatum, 2868 nucleotides. Lineage: Eukaryota; Dinophyceae; Prorocentrales; Prorocentraceae. The record is from the annotation of a GenBank genome assembly.